Arvicanthis niloticus (Nile rat) is the source of this 3561-nucleotide messenger RNA. RefSeq names its product bromodomain testis associated (gene Brdt). Lineage: Eukaryota; Metazoa; Chordata; Mammalia; Rodentia; Muridae. Gene Ontology annotation, cellular component: nucleus; chromatin. Gene Ontology annotation, biological process: regulation of DNA-templated transcription; chromatin remodeling. The record is from RefSeq and is a predicted model, not a curated record.
GUCCCAUAAAGGCGCCAGUCGCUGGCUGCUGACAGCCGCCAUCCGGGCGAGAGCUGGCGGCCACCGGUGGAGAACCGGGAGCGACGGCCCUGCACUGCUUCAUCUAGUGCAAACCGAAAGGGUGAUUGGAUAAGGUCCCUUCCUAAGAGGAAUUUGUAGACUUUUCCUGCUAAGACCUCAAUUUGUAUUUUUGAAGAACAGAAAGAAGUUCUGUGAAGUGUUGAAAUAAUUUAAACCAUCUAAGACCAAGACAUACAUAAUGAAACAAUGCAUACUAUUUGUAUAAAAGAGGACAUGUUCUCGUAGACAACUUUAAAAUAACAGGAUCUGAAGUGGUUGAGAAUGUCUCUGCCAAGUCGACAAACAGCUAUUGUUAACCCCCCUCCACCAGAGUACAUAAACACUAAGAAAAAUGGGCGACUGACGAAUCAGCUGCAGUUCCUACAGAGAGUGGUCCUGAAGGCUCUGUGGAAGCACAGCUUCUCCUGGCCUUUUCAGCAGCCUGUAGAUGCUGUGAAACUCAAGCUGCCUGACUAUUACACCAUCAUAAAAACCCCAAUGGAUUUAAAUACAAUUAAGAAGCGGUUGGAAAAUAAGUAUUAUGAGAAGGCUUCUGAAUGCAUAGAAGACUUCAACACAAUGUUCUCAAACUGCUACUUAUACAACAAGCCUGGAGAUGACAUUGUUGUUAUGGCCCAAGCUCUAGAGAAGUUGUUUAUGCAGAAAUUAUCUCAGAUGCCACAAGAAGAGCAAGUUGUGGGUGGUAAGGAGAGAAUAAAGAAAGAUAUCCAACAAAAGAUCGCAGUUUCCUCUGCUAAGGAACAGAUUCCCUCCAAAGUGGCAGAGAAUGUCUUCAAGCGGCCAGAGAUUCCUUCUGGGUUUCCUGACAUCUCUCUUUCUCCUUUAAACAUGGCACAAGAAGCUCUCCCUACCUGUGAUUCACAGACUCUGGUCCAAAUUACAAAGGGUGUGAAGAGGCGAGCAGACACAACAACUCCUACCACUUCCAUAGCUAAAGCAAGUAGCGAAUCUCCUCCGACACUUAAAGAAACAAAGCCAGUGAAUAUGCCUAUAAAAGAUAACACAGUAAAGAACGUUUUGCCAGACUCUCAGCAACAACACAGAGUUUUAAAAACAGUCAAAGUAACGGAGCAAUUAAAGCACUGCAGCGAGAUUCUUAAAGAAAUGCUGGCCAAGAAGCAUUUGCCAUAUGCAUGGCCCUUCUAUAACCCUGUGGAUGCCGAUGCUUUGGGACUCCACAACUACUAUGACAUUGUCAAAAAUCCUAUGGAUCUCGGGACUAUCAAGGGGAAAAUGGACAAUCAAGAAUAUAAGGAUGCAUAUGAAUUUGCUGCAGAUGUCAGAUUGAUGUUUAUGAAUUGCUACAAGUAUAAUCCUCCCGAUCAUGAAGUUGUGGCAAUGGCUAGGAUGCUUCAGGAUGUUUUUGAAAUGCAUUUUGCCAAGAUUCCUGAUGAACCUGUUGAGAGUAUGCACGCAUGUCACCUUACAACAAACAAUGCACAGGCCCUCAGUAAAGAAAGCAGCAGCGAGGCCUCCUCGGGGGACUGCUCUUCUGAAGACUCUGAGGACGAGCGAGUACAGCGUCUUGCCAAGCUUCAGGAGCAGCUUAAUGCUGUUCAUCAGCAGCUACAAGUUCUGUCCCAAGUUCCAUUACGUAAGCUGAAGAAAAAGAAUGAGAAGUCUAAAAGGGCACCAAAAAGGAAAAAGGUUAAUAACAGAGAUGAAAACCCAAAGAAAAAGCGUAAGCAAAUGAAGCAAAAGGAGAAGGCCAAGAGCAAUCAACCGAAGAAGAAGAAGCCACCUUUGAAACUGGAAGAGGAAGACAAUGCGAAGCCUAUGAACUAUGAUGAGAAAAGGCAGCUGAGCUUGGACAUAAACAAACUGCCUGGAGACAAGCUUGGUCGAAUAGUUCAUAUCAUACAGUCAAGGGAGCCUUCCCUGAGAAACUCCAACCCGGACGAGAUCGAGAUCGACUUUGAAACCCUAAAGGCAUCCACACUUAGAGAACUGGAGAAGUAUGUCCUGGCCUGUCUGAGGAAGAGGUCCCUGAAGCCCCAAGCGAAGAAGGUGGUCAGGUCUAAGGAGGAGCUCCAUUCUGAAAAAAAGCUGGAGCUGGAGAGGCGGUUGCUGGACGUCAACAAUCAGCUGAAUUGUAGGAAACGGCAAACGAAACGUCCAGCAAAAGUGGAUAAGCCGCCGCCACCACCGCCACCGCCGCCGCCCCCGGAGCUGGCAAGCGGGUCCCGCCUGAGCGACAGCAGCAGUAGCAGCAGCGGCAGUGGCAGCAGCAGUAGCAGCAGCAGCAGUAGCAGCAGCAGCAGUAGCAGCAGCAGCAGCAGCAGCAGCUCGGGGUCCGGGAGCAGCAGCAGUGACUCGAGCUCCUCAGACAGCAGCGAUUCGGAACCAGAAAUAUUGCCUAAAUUUACUGGAGUAAAACAGAAUGAUUUGCCUCCAAGAGAACAUAUAAAGCAGAUACAGUCUUCUGUGCAAGACAUAGCCUCUGCUGAAGCUCCCCUUGCUCAGCAGAGCACAGCACCAUGUGGAGCUCCAGGGAAGCACUCCCAGCAGAUGCUUGGUUGCCAAGUGUCACAGCAUAUGCAGGCCACGGAGAACACUGCAUCUGUGCAGACUCAGCCUCCUUCAGGUGAUUGCAAGCAAGUAUUGCAUGGCCCCCCUGUGGUGCAUACCUCUGCUGAGAGUCACACAGUGCCGGAGCCGGAAUGUCAUGCUCCCGUGCAGAAGGAUAUAAAGAUUAAGAAUGCAGACUCUUGGAAAAGUUUAGGGAAGCCAGUGAAAGCAUCAAGUGUACUGAAAUCUUCAGAUGAGCUUUUCAACCAGUUUAGAAAAGCUGCAAUAGAAAAAGAAGGAAAGGCUCGGACACAGGAGCGCAUGCGGAAGCACCUGGAACAUGCUGCACAGGACCCAAAAGUAUCUCAGGAAAGUCAGAGGGAGCUUGGAAGUGGAUUGACUCUAGAAUCUUUAUCAAAUAAAGUGCAAGACAAGUCUCAUGAAGAAGAGCAGAGUGAACAGCAGCCACCAUUGGACGCUCAAGACAUAAGCAAGCUCUGGCUUCUCAAAGACCGGAAUUUAGCAAGGGAGAAAGAGCAGGAGCGUAGGAGAAGAGAAGCAAUGGCGGGUACCAUUGAUAUGACUCUUCAAAGCGACAUUAUGACAAUGUUUGAAAAUAACUUUGAUUAAAACUCAGUUUGUAAAUUAACUCUCAACUUUAAAUGAAAGGUAAAAAUGUUUACAGUGCAUGUGGUAAAGUGAUUACUUUAAACACCAGAAUGUCAAUCACAAAUUGUGUUCUGACUGCCCUAAAAUAAUUAAAUAUUUUUCAUUUACAUUUUUAAGAAAUAUGUUCUUUUAAUGACAUAAUUUAUAAAAAGUUUUGUAAUUUUGACCUCUAAAAGUGAAUAGAUUUUAUUCAUUCUAAAGAGGACUGUCAGUGAUGUAUUAUAGUCCUGAUCUAAGUAAAUCUAAAAAGGAUCAUCUGAUUGAAAAAAAAAAUGAAGAAUAUAUAAACAUGUAUAAAACAGG